GAAGCCAGCGCCGCGGCCUGAUUGGCUGAGAGGGCGGAGCCGCGCAGGCGCAGUGUGGCAGGCCCAGCAGCUGGCGGUUUUUCCAGCUGCCGGGGCGGCGCGGAGCGCAUGCGCCCUACGGAGGGGGGGAGCGCUGCCGCCGCCCGCUUCGCCGCCGCCGCUGUCAGUUCCGGCUGCUGGUCGCGAAGCCUCCGAGGAGCGCCCCCUCCUCCCCCGCCGCCUCUCCGGCCAUGGCCCGGGACUACGACCACCUCUUCAAGCUCCUCAUCAUCGGCGACAGCGGUGUUGGCAAGAGCAGUUUGCUGUUACGUUUUGCAGACAACACUUUCUCAGGCAGCUACAUCACCACCAUCGGGGUAGACUUCAAAAUCCGGACGGUGGAGAUCAAUGGAGAAAAGGUGAAGCUACAGAUCUGGGAUACUGCUGGGCAAGAGCGCUUCCGCACCAUCACCUCAACGUAUUACCGAGGGACACACGGAGUGAUUGUGGUCUACGAUGUCACGAGUGCCGAAUCCUUCGUGAACGUCAAGCGGUGGCUGCAUGAAAUAAACCAGAACUGUGACGAUGUCUGCCGGAUAUUGGUGGGCAACAAGAAUGAUGAUCCGGAGCGCAAAGUGGUGGAGACGGAGGAUGCCUACAAGUUUGCUGGGCAGAUGGGCAUCCAGCUGUUUGAGACCAGCGCUAAAGAGAACCUGAAUGUGGAGGAGAUGUUCAACUGCAUCACGGAGCUGGUUCUGCGAGCAAAAAAGGACAACUUGGCAAAGCAGCAGCAGCAGCAACAGAAUGAUGUGGUGAAGCUCACAAAGAACAGCAAACGGAAGAAGCGCUGCUGCUAGUGUCCUUCCUUCCCUCCUUCCCCCGGUGCCAGAGACUGCGCGCUCAGCCAGCUCAGCCUUCCAGCCAGACUCGGGCGAUUCCACUGGGCUCGGCCGUGGGAGGCCUCUCCUGCUCCUCCUCCUCCUCCUCCUCCAUUUGUGCCGUUAUUUAAACGAGUCGUCCUCUCCACGUUUCCGGUCAGGAGGCACCUUCCCACAGCAGUGCCAAGCAAGUCUGAGGUGGGGAUGGUUCUACCCCUCUCUCCUCCCUGCUCUUUCAAGAGCAUCUUGUAGACAAAAAUGACUUUGCCUACCAAGUGGACUUUUGAGUCUAAGAGUUUGUACAUAAUGUAUAUUUGCUUUGACCAGCUGCGCCUCCCUCAUGUUGCUUUGGCUUCUGCCUUCUUAAUAUCAACAAUCAUGAAUUCAUCUCCCCCCCCCCCCCCACCCUCCAAAGAUGCAGGACAAUGUCCUUAAAUGGAGCAGCCUUUGGCGUCCCCUGCUCUCCGGCCUUGGUUAGCCUCCGAGCUAGGAGUUGCUCUUCACUGCCUUUUAAACUCUGCGUCGGGAGCCUUCUGAGAUUCUUCCCUAGACUCCAGAAUAGUCAGUCUUGCUGGAGCUUCAUAACAGCUGCUCUCUAUGAUCUGGUAGGGCACUAGAAAUGCUCCUUUGUGCCCCAGAUUACAUUUCUCUUGAUUAUUUAAAGUGAAACCAUCAGGGAUGAUACAUGUUAAGAUUAAAGUUUGUGCUUUCCCAGACUGCUGUUGGGCGAUGACUCCCAUCAUCCUCAGCCGCAAUGGCCGUGGAUGAUGGGAGUUGUAGUCAACAGCUGGGGGACGCAGUCUGAGAACCCCUGCCCUAAUGGCAUGACUCUCCUGUGACAUCUAGAGGAGCUCCAGAUGCGUCCAUCUGCCAAAAAGCCACGCUGCCCCUCUGGCCUCAUCACUCUUGCCCACUUCCAAGAUGUGGACUCAGAGGAACCUUUCUGAAGCAGCAGGCGGUGGGGGAGUCCUCCUGUGCAUUAAGAGCAGAGAUGUGUAGGAGGCCUUCUCAAUGGUGCCAGCUGUUUCUCACUUCCUUCCCUUAGAAUGGAAGCCAGCCUUUGGGGUAUCGAGCAGCAGAGGGUUGGGCCAUGGUGAAUGGCCUCCUUGACCAGGCUGAAAAGAGGGCAGGAUUCCUCGUGGGCUUGAGUGGGGAAAGAACCAGGGCUCUGCUCCUCAGCAUUUUUCAAAAGCAAGCGCCUCUCCUAGCAUAUUGGGGGCAGGACAGUGGCGGGGAGCAGUGUAUGGCUGGGCUGCGGAGGAGCACAGUCCCUUCAGCCCCACACAACUCUCUCUCUCCCCCGGUGGGGGCCUGAAGAUGGAGCUGCCUCAUGUUAACAGGAGGCUCUUUGGACACCAACGACCCUUUGGACUUGGAAUCAUGCAAGAAGGGCUCAUUGGAAAACCCUUAUUUAUUUUUGGCUUGCCUUUUUAGUCACACCCACAAGUUGUGGUCUCCUGCCCAAGCCCUGACUGUGCAGUCGCAUCCGAGGUCGCCUGGCAGUGCCUGUGGGGCUGCCCAUACAGUCAGCUGGAUGGGCUUCAGCCAGGGAGUGCUGGGGAAACCACCCCCGUGGGCUGCACAUCUCACGCCUCCCACUUCUCUGUGCAUCUCGUGUAAGUUACUUUCACUAAUCCCGGAGCGGGGAUGUCCGCUGAGCCAUCCCGUUUGGAAGGACCGGCUCGUGUGCAGUUGUGCUGGUGGUGGUGGUGAUAUAUAGUGAUGUCUUGGUGUGGAACUGGCGGUGGGUCCUCGCGGCAGGGUGGGGGUUGCUCUCGCAGUGCAGUGGUCUCUGGGGGGAAGGGGGAUCCCGGGUGUGAGCUCUGCCAGUCCAGUGUCUGGUUUUGGAGUGUGGGGUGCUUCUUCCGGGCUGCCUUGGGUAGCCUUUCCCGGGCCUUGUGCCUGGGCGCUGCUGCUGCUGCUCCUGCAGCAGCACCUCUGCUUGUAAAAGGAGGGGCUGCCUGGUGGGGGGGGCCCUUGUGGCAGACCGUUUGAAAGCAAGACGGUUGCGGGGAGGAGGGGUCGCAUCUCUAGUGGUGCUGAUGUCCAGCGGUGGAAUGUCUAACUGGUUUGCUAGGAUUAUUUCUGUAUAUUGAAACUUUCUAAUUAUGCUUUUUAAAUAAUUUUAAAAAACUAAAAAUAAAGGUGCCAAGCUGCCAAAUCUC
Messenger RNA from Hemicordylus capensis (graceful crag lizard), 3022 nucleotides. It is a transcript of the gene RAB35, whose product is annotated as RAB35, member RAS oncogene family. Bases 231 to 836 code for a protein of 201 amino acids. Gene Ontology annotation, molecular function: GTPase activity; GTP binding. The transcript has 6 exons. Gene Ontology annotation, cellular component: plasma membrane; endosome membrane. Gene Ontology annotation, biological process: Rab protein signal transduction; endocytic recycling. NCBI's taxonomy places the organism in Eukaryota, Metazoa, Chordata, Lepidosauria, Squamata, Cordylidae. The record is from RefSeq and is a predicted model, not a curated record.